This is a messenger RNA of Scomber scombrus (Atlantic mackerel), 960 nucleotides long. Its product is annotated as zona pellucida sperm-binding protein 3-like. Gene Ontology annotation, biological process: egg coat formation; binding of sperm to zona pellucida; positive regulation of acrosome reaction. Bases 13 to 960 code for a protein of 315 amino acids. Lineage: Eukaryota; Metazoa; Chordata; Actinopteri; Scombriformes; Scombridae. Gene Ontology annotation, molecular function: acrosin binding. The record is from RefSeq and is a predicted model, not a curated record. Gene Ontology annotation, cellular component: extracellular matrix. The transcript is spliced from 9 exons.
GAGUGUUCAGUCAUGAUGGCUUCUUUUUGGCAAGGUGCACUGCUUUUGAGCCUUGCAGCUGCCAUUUCAGUGCAUGCAGACAUGGAACUGGACUGCAGGCCUGAUCAUGUGUCCCUGGUGUGGACAGAAAGCAGAUCCCAGGCUGACACCUCACUUGUCCGCCUGGGUAACUGUUUGCCCACCAGUGUCACAGCCAGGGAGGCAGUUUUCAAUGUGGAUUUCAAUGAAUGUAACUUCAGGAGACUGGUCUCUGGGGAUCAGCUGGUGUACACCAAUGAUCUGACCUAUGAGUCAUCUCCCGAUUCCCACGUACAAUCCUUCACCCACCCAGUUGUCUGUGCCUUUGAGAGACCAAAAGACUGGUACCCACUCAUCUAUGACCCAGUGUUUAAUACAUAUGGUCAAGGAGAUCUAGUGUUCCACAUGGGCCUUAUGAAUGAUGACUUCUCAGGCCCGGCUACAUCUACCGUUUUUUCUCUGGGCUCCUUUAUUCCUAUCAUGGCUAGUGUUGAGCAGAAUCGCCACCAGCCAUUGUUGCUGCUUCUUGAGGAAUGUGUAGCUGCAACCACACCAGAGCUGCAGCCUGAAAGCAAUUUAUACCCAAUAAUCACCAAUAAGGGAUGUCUUGUGGACAGUAAGACCUCACGCUCAAAAUUUGAAGACAGGCAAAAAUCAUCAGAAAUCCAUUUAUCCCUUCAAGCCUUCAGGUUUGCACUUGGAGAGGAGGUGUUUAUCCACUGCAAACUUGUAGCUUGGGAUCCCUCUGGACUUGACAACACUAAAAAGGCCUGCCACUACGAUAAAGAGCAUGGCUGGGAGCUGCUGGAUAACCCUGCAUAUAGCAAUCUAUGUGACUGCUGUGAGUCCAGCUGCAAGUCCAGAAAGAUGAGGAGUACAGCAUCAGGGAAACAUGGAGAAGCACAAACAGCAGUUCUUGGGCCAAUAACCAUCACUGAUUAG